AUGGCGAACAACCUUAAAAGCGCUCCACCCUUCCGGGCUGAGCAGAUGGGCUCACUACUACGUCCAGACAACCUAAUUGAGGUGCGCGAGAAGAUUGCCGAUACCGGAAUCUCGGCCGAAGCCGCCGGACUGCCUGCCAUCGAACAAGAAGCCGUCCGUGAGGUCGUCAAGAUGCAGCAAGACCUUGGGUUCAAGGCCGUUACUUCUGGCGAGUUCAACCGCACCCGAUUCUGGGGAUUGAUGUGGGAUGAGUUCCAGGGAACAAUCCGUCUCCAAAACGCCGAAGCCUCAAUGUUCAGACUCUACCACCCAGACGUGGUGAGCCUGAUCGAAAAGGACCACAAAGUGAUGCCUGGCGACUCCGUGAUCGCAGCCAGCAAGCUAUCCCACAGCACCUCAACCUCAAAGUCCAACCUGCACGAACUGCGUCUGGUGCAGGCGUCGUUGCCGCAGAGCGAAUGGGCCAAUAUCAAGCUGACGAUGAUCACGCCCGCGUGGUUCCACAUGCGCUACAAGCAAGGACGUGCGUACACGGCUGAUGCCUAUUCCAAUGACGCCGAGUACUUCGCCGACGUUGCGAAGGUGUAUCGUGCCGAGCUGGCGUCGCUGUAUGCGGCCGGUCUGCGGAACGUGCAGUUUGAUGAUCCUGGUAUGGCUUAUUUCUGCUCUACGGCGUUCCGGGAGGGCUGGGAGGCGGAUCCUGAUAAUGAGGGAUCUGUGGAGGAUUUGUUGGAUGCUUAUAUUAAGCUGUACAAUGAUUCGCUUGUUGGAUUGCCUGCUGAUAUGCAUACGGGUAUUCAUCUUUGUCGGGGAAAUUUUAUUGGUGGGCGACACUUCUCUGAGGGAUCGUAUGAUAUUAUUGCAAAGAAGUUGUUUGAGGACUUGGAUGUUGAUACCUUCUAUUUGGAGUAUGACACUGAGCGGGCUGGGGGCUUUGAGCCACUGAGGUUCUUGCCGAAGAACAAGAAUGUUGUGGUUGGAAUUAUCAGUACCAAGUUGCGUGAUUUGGAAGACAAGGAGGCUAUGAAGCAGCGUGUUUACUCGGCUGCUGAUUUUGUUGCUGAAGGGUCUGGGGAGACUAGGGAGGAGGCGCUCAAGAGGGUUUGCAUCAGUCCUCAAUGUGGGUUUAGCACUCACGAGAGUGGAUAUCCUCUUCUUGUUGAGCACCAGAAGAAGAAGUUGAGUCUGGUGAGGGAAAUUGCGGAUGAGGUUUGGGGAGAGGCUUGA
Molecule: messenger RNA, 1227 nt
Organism: Penicillium crustosum
Lineage: Eukaryota; Fungi; Ascomycota; Eurotiomycetes; Eurotiales; Aspergillaceae
Product: cobalamin-independent methionine synthase II family protein
Exons: 2
Coding region: 1-1227 (408 amino acids)
Molecular function (GO): zinc ion binding; 5-methyltetrahydropteroyltriglutamate-homocysteine S-methyltransferase activity
Source: RefSeq, a predicted model, not a curated record